Racocetra persica is the source of this 246-nucleotide messenger RNA. Lineage: Eukaryota; Fungi; Glomeromycota; Glomeromycetes; Diversisporales; Gigasporaceae. The record is from the annotation of a GenBank genome assembly.
GAAAUGGCUAAAGCCACCAACAUGGCGCAGCAUCUUUUUAUUUCGUCCGAUUCCAUUUAUGAUACCAAUAUCAUCAAACGUGAAGAUUUAAGUGAUUUAAAAUUGAUUGACUGUGGAGGAUUUGGAAUUGUCUUUAAGGGAAUAUGCAACAAAGGAAAGGAGAAUGAACAAGUUGUUGCAAUAAAAUAUCUUACUCGUAAAGAGACACCGCAAGUGAAAAAAGAUUUUUUUAGAGAGGUUAGUUGA